AUGAUUGAACAAACGAGAGGAGGAAUGCAACAGUAUUCUGGUCCAGCACCAUCUCAAUCUUCUCUGUCAUUUCCAGGACAACAAAGCUAUAUGUCACCAUCACAGAUUCAAAAUGGACCAUUGUCGAUGGCACCGCCGAUACAACAACAGCAUCCACCAAUAAUGGAUAUGUCAUCUCUAUCAGGCGCUUUGCCUUCAUCACAAAAUAUAAGAGCUCCGAUGCCAAGCCAUCUGGGUCCACCAUCAACUUUAAUGCCUGGAAAUUUGCAACAACAAAGUCCUCCUCCUUCCUUCCCUCCUUAUCAGCAACAACCGACAUUUCAAGACCAAGUAAAUCCAUCCGUGCCAUACCAAAAUCAAGCUCCACCACAACUUCAACCAAAGUUUCCAACUCAGCCGCUACAAAAUCUCUCUGGACCAUCACUAACUAGUUACCCUCCUCAACAGCAAUCCUUUCAACAACCGCAAAUGCCUCAACAGCAGGCCUUUCAACAACCGCAAAUGCCUCAACAGCAGGCCUUUCAACAACCGCAAAUGCCUCAAUUUCAAAAUCCGCAAAUUCAAGGAAAUCUUUCUGGACCUGUCGGUUAUUCUCAGCAACGACGAUUACCGUCACCAUCGAUGCCACCUAUUGUAACUCAGCCGAAUUCAAGCGGUUAUCCGCAACCGCCGCCUUCUAUGCCACCAUUUCCAAACCAGCAACAAAAUCUUUCUGGACCAGCAUACUCCCAGCAACAACAGCAACAACAGCAACAAUUUCUGCCAGGAAUGGCACAACCGUUUCCGAGCCAAACAAAUUUGACGGGUCCAUCAAUGCCUGACAUGCAACAACAAAAUGGACCUACAAACUAUUCGAGUCAGCCAUCUGCUGGACCUCAAUUUCAGCAGUCUCAGCAACGUAUCGAUCCUGAUAUGAUUCCGAACGUUGUUCAAGUACUCGAGCAAAUGCAAGAAAAAAUUCAAGAACCAUUUACUACAAAUACGCCAGGAAUGCUACCUCCAUUAGUUGCGACAAAUUUUGUUUGCCAAGAUCAAGGUAGUUGCAAUCCACGUUUUAUCCGUGCAACAACAUAUAGUGUUCCAAAUUCUACAGAUAUCAUUAAGCAUUCACAUGUACCAGUUGCAUUAGCUAUUUCCCCCUUAGCCAGUUUGCGAUCAGAUGAGCUUGAACCUCCUGUAACAAAUUUUGGAGAUAUUGGUCCCGUUCGUUGUCAUCGAUGCAAAGCUUAUAUGUGUUCAUUUAUGCAAUUUAUUGAUGGUGGAAAACGUUUUAUCUGUGCGUUUUGUAACCAGUGCACCGAUGUUGGAACGGAAUAUUUUAAUCAUUUGGAUCAUAGUGGACGACGGGUUGAUUGGUAUCAAAGACCAGAAUUAUGUCUUGGUUCAUAUGAAAUAUUAGCCACAAAACAAUAUUGCAAGAAUGAAAAAUGGCCGGAACCACCCGCAUUCAUAUUUAUGAUUGAUGUAUCAUAUAAUAGUGUACGGAGUGGUUUACUACAUUUUAUUUGUCAAAUAUUGAAAGAUGAACUAUUGAAUUAUUUACCAAAAGAUAAAAAUGCUGAAAACUCAACAGUUAAAGUUGGAUUUGCUACAUUCGAUAAACAAUUACAUUUUUACAAUAUUAAAAACACAUUAGGUCAACCACAAAUGAUGAUUGUAUCAGAUUUAGAAGAUAUAUUUAUGCCACUAUUAGAUGGCUUUCUUGUAUUACCAAACGAGUCACGUACUGUCAUCAACAGUUUACUAGAUCAAAUACCUCAAACAUUUGCUCAUACACAAGAAACAGAAACCAUAUUAGGACCAGUUAUACAAGCUGGAAUUCACGCGUUAAAAGAUGCUGGCUGUGUCGGCAAAAUAUACGUAUUUUCUACGACCUUACCGAUCGCUGUUGCUCCUGGAAAAUUGACGAAUCGUGAUGAUAAAAAGCUAUUGGGCACCGAUAAAGAGAAGACAAUUUUAGCUCCUGCAAACAAUUUUUAUACAAAAUUAGGCGAAGAAUGUGCACAAAAUGGAUGCGCAGUUGAUUUAUUUGUAUUUCCAAAUAGUUAUCUUGAUUUGGCUACUGUUGGUGAAGUUGAAAAUGAUGGUGAAAGAUUAUUAGAUGAAUUAAAACGAAAUUUUCAACGUACAACAGUGUUUGAUGCGUUGAUGCGUGUUCGAACUAGUACAGGAAUUCGGCCAAUUGAUUUUCUUGGAAAUUUUUAUAUGACUAAUGCAACGGAAAUGGUUUUUGGUUCUAUUGAUUCUGAUAAAUCUGUAUGUGUCGAAUUAAAACAUGAUGAUAAACUUCCAACAGAAGCAAAUACAUAUGUUCAAGUAGCAUUAUUAUAUACGAGUAUAUCUGGACAGAGACGAUUACGUAUCUUAACGUUGGGAUUAACUGUUACAGCGACCUACACAUCAUUAUAUCCGGCGUGCGAUUUGGAUGCAAUAAUGAAUUAUACUACAAAAGUUGCAAUACGAUCAGUUACAAUGUCAACAGCUAAAAGUAUUCGGGAUAAUAUAAUUACUCAAGCCGCGAAUAUGUUAGCAUGUUAUAGAAAAAAUUGUGCACAAUCAACAACAGCUGGACAGUUAAUAUUACCUGAAACAUUAAAACUUUUACCAGUUUAUGUAACAUCAUUAAUCAAAUGUGAUGCACUAAUUGGCAGUCAAACAGUAACGACAGACGAUCGAAGUUGGCUCAUGCAUAGAAUAAUGUUUAUGGAUGUUAAAUCAACAUUUGGCUAUUUAUAUCCAAGAAUAUUUGCAUUACAUGAUACUGAAGACGAUACAAUACCACCAAUGAUUCGAUGCUCAUAUGAUCGAUUUUCAGAAACGGGUGCUUAUGUACUUGAAAAUGGUUUAGUAAUGUAUAUAUGGCUCGGUAGUCGAAUAAAUCCAACAUUUAUCCAAUGUGUAUUUGGUGUUCAAACAGCCGCUCAAGUUGAAGCAGAAAAAUGUAAAAUACUUGAUCUCGAUAAUCCAAUAUCAAAAAGUGUUCGAAAUACGUUAAAUUAUAUCAGAAAUGAUAGAAAUUGUCAUCUUAAACAAUUUGUUGUUCAUCAACGUGAUUCAAUCGAACCAUUUUUUAAAAAUUAUUUAAUCGAAGAUAAAGGUUUUACUAAUGGUGCAUCAUAUGUCGAUUUUCUUUAUCAUUUACAUCGAGAAAUUCGAAAUAUUUUACAAUGA
Messenger RNA from Didymodactylos carnosus, 3171 nucleotides. NCBI's taxonomy places the organism in Eukaryota, Metazoa, Rotifera, Eurotatoria, Philodinida, Philodinidae. The record is from the annotation of a GenBank genome assembly.